This is a messenger RNA of Macrobrachium nipponense, 517 nucleotides long. RefSeq names its product EARP-interacting protein homolog. The transcript is spliced from 4 exons. The record is from RefSeq and is a predicted model, not a curated record. The coding region runs from base 232 to 501 and encodes 89 amino acids. Gene Ontology annotation, biological process: protein ubiquitination. NCBI's taxonomy places the organism in Eukaryota, Metazoa, Arthropoda, Malacostraca, Decapoda, Palaemonidae.
AACUCAGAAUAAGGAUAAAAAGAACGUUGCCAAUCUGACAGUUGUCAUCCUUAUGGGCCGUAAAUUGGCCCGUAAUUCACGUUAAAACAAUGACGUUCCCUAUGAAGAAACCUCAGUCGUUAUUCUUCGCUCGUUUUUAAAACGAUCUUAGCGUAGACUGCUUGGAGGAUCAAUUUUCUUCUCUCUGAAGAAGUUUACUUUUGUGGUAUGAGUUGAAUCACAUAAUUUACAAUGGAUGAUGCUCCUGUUAUAUAUGGGCUGGAAGAUUUCCAAGCAAGGGCGUUAGCAGCUCAUACAGCUGAAACAGAGAAGAUAAAUUUUCUUGUUGGAACCCAGUCACUAAGAAGAGUUAAUCAGGUGCAGCUCAUUGAGUUUGACGAUGAUACAAGUUUAGUAACUAAACAGACUUUUGAGCACCCAGCUGGUGAGAUCUGGAAAAUUGUUGGUGCUCCACAAAGUGUGCAUCUCAUUGCUACUGUUUACAAUAACAGUAAGAUAUAGUAUAGCUGUUGUUAUA